CCUACGCCAAACCAACAAGCACAUUAUCGUGCAUACAGAAAGCGAAUAGACACGGCAGGGGGGUGGAGCAAGUCCGCAAGCACAUCAAACCAACACGGCGCAGACACAGCUGGAGAGAGGACUACAAAGCAAUUCAUAACACGAGAAAAAGGAAGAAAAGAAAGGAAACGAAAGGGAAACUCCAACGGAAAAAGAAACGAAACGAUAUAAAAAGACGCCACGCCACAGCAGCAGCAAUGGCUCGCCGACGCUGGUGGGCUUCCACGCCUCUCCUCGUCCUCUCGCUCCUCACUCCAGCUGCCGUCGCCACGGUCUUUCCCGACUUCUCCUUCUACCCAUCCGGCGCGCAGCCGUGUCUCAACCAGGCCGGCGCCACAUCCGAGUGCAGCGGCGCAACCGUUGCAGACCUGAAUAACUGCCUAUGCGGCAACGUCAACAACUUCAUCAUCCUGGCAGCUACGUGCAUUGGCAAGAAUGAUUCGAGCGAUACGGUGUCAGUGUAUCAGACGCUGGUGUCUGCGUGCGCGACCUCCAACACGCCGCUGGUGAUUGCGCCGAACCAGUUCUACGCGGCGGCAAGUGGGAAGCCCUGGACGACAACGAUAACAACGACAACGACAGCAGCAGCUUCGACUACAACGACGGCGGCGACGACGACAACUGAUGCCUCGACAACGACGAGUACAACGACGAGCUCGAGCUCGAGCACAGCCUCUGCCGUGCCCGCCGGGAGUCUGUCGACGGGAGCCACCAUCGCCAUCGCCCUCGGCGCGUCCUUUGGCGGCGUCGGCGCCAUCGCCGGCCUCGUCUACUUCCUCCUGCGACGGUCCAAGCAGCAGGGCGAGGAGUUCCACCCGAUGCUGCCCCACGGCGAGGACGGCCGCCAAGGCAUGCCGCUGGCCAUCUCAGCAAACGACCCCAUGCUGCAGCCGACGGUCUCGCCCGGGACAACGGGCGGCAGCUUCUCCUCCGAGGUGAAGCAUGCCUCGUGGGUGUCGCCGCUGCAGAGCCCGGAUCCGUACCGCUACUCGGCGGCGUCGGUGUAUGAUCCGAAUCAGGGGGUAUAUCAGGGGCCGUACGCGCCGCCAGGGCCGAUCGUGGAGCUGCCGCCGGAUAGUAAUCUUAAUGCUAGUCAUAAUACGGAGGGCAUGGUGUUUGAGAUAGACGGCCGCUCUCUUCAUCAACAUCCUCCUCCGACGAUGCUGGCUGAGGUGCCGGGAGAUGUUCCGUCUGUGCCACGACCGGGAGGGAGGUGACGGCCGCGAAAGGAGAUGAGCUAAAAAAAAGGAAUGAGCUUUGCUUAAUUUAAUUAUAUUCUUUUCUCUGAACUGUAUUUUACUCGUUCAACCUCCAUUCUCAGCUGGGAGUCAUGAUUGUUUGAUUGGAUCGGAUACUCUUUUUUUCUUCUCCUAUCUGCGAGGGAGAGGCCAUUUCAUUUUAUUUCAUCACGGGGGAAUAUCCGGCCGAUACAAAAAUGGGCUGGAGGCGUUUUGUAUUUCAUCUGUUUAUACAUUUACUUCUAUUUUGGCAUAUCGGUGAUUUGUGCAUUGCAUUGCAUGGGAUUAGCCUGGUUCGGUCUUUGAUUUUGCGAUGAUUUGGUGGAAGUGAAAGAGAACAUGCAUAAAUAAA
Molecule: messenger RNA, 1629 nt
Organism: Trichoderma asperellum CBS 433.97
Lineage: Eukaryota; Fungi; Ascomycota; Sordariomycetes; Hypocreales; Hypocreaceae
Source: RefSeq, a predicted model, not a curated record